AUUAGACCAUUCAUGGUCUCGAGCAGCGCGCCAAAGUCGGGCUCAGAUUUGACGGCGGGAGAACUGGUCGAUUGGGAGGGCGGUACUGACGAUGGAGACGGCGCGUUGAGCGUGACAGGACCGGCUAGGACGAAUUCGACUGCUUUGGUGAGAUCUACGAGGUUGUAUGGGUCGUCUGGGUGAUUGUCUGGACGUUUGAUCUGCAAGCGCUGUGAUACACGAGUUCAGAGGGUGGGUGGGGAGAUGGCACGGCAGAACGAUCUGCUCUGUUCGGCUGUUUAGAGUCGCCCUUUCGAGAUCAGGAUGCCAGACGUUGCGUAUUCGCCGAUCAGCGAAUGGAGAUCCGACAUCGUAUACUUUCGAAAAGAGUCGGUGCCGGAAUAGAGCUUCAAGACGGCCUUUUUGAAGUCGGCGUAGGUGGUUGUGACGGACGUGAACUCGUGACCCCGACUCGAGCAAAUUCCAGCUCGAGAUCACUGAAGUAUCGAGGUAGCUGGCGCGGUUUUGACGAAUCAAACUCCGGGGCUCCACGAGCGCCUCGGGCGGGCAUCUGGGAGGUCGCCAUAAUGGUUGGGGAUGGGGUAGGGGA
Mycena citricolor is the source of this 589-nucleotide messenger RNA. Lineage: Eukaryota; Fungi; Basidiomycota; Agaricomycetes; Agaricales; Mycenaceae. The record is from the annotation of a GenBank genome assembly.